GUAGCAUUGAUCUGAUUGGCUGCGCCGUUGGGAUUUAAAUUGUGUAACACGGUUUGAUUCUGAUGGGGAUCGUAUUGUUGUGUGGGUUUGCUGGAAUAAAGUAGCAGGUUAUUUCGAUAAGAUGAAGCUGCCCCACCUGCCUUGCAUAUUGUGGUGGGCACUGGCGCUAUGGACGCUGGCCUCUCACUGUGGGCCGGCGGGGGCCUUUUUCAGCUGGCUGAGGAAGGCGGCUGUCCCCCCGGCUCCCGUGGCCCCUGACCCGGUGGGCGAUGCAGUGCCUCAGUUCGAGAUGGCACUAGCCGAUGAGAAGUUCCUGGCGGAGGCUAAACUGAUGGAGCUGAGUCCCCUGGACAGCUGCCAUUAUCGGGUCAUCGCCCAGCUGAAGAGCACGUGCAGUAGCCUAUCAGAGGAGCAGCUCGCCAAGCUGGGUGUGGUCUUGUUCAACUGCCAAUCUGAGGUGGAGGGACGCAGGACUUACCCCUGCACUGAGGAGAUGACUCUAAAGCAGUGCACGGCAGACAUGGACGCGGACACAUGGAACGCCUACCACAUCGUGAGCAACCGGGCGCGCUCCGUCUGCUACGCCACACGCCAGCAGCACUUCCGCAGGAGGGCCGAGGUCACCGUCAACGCGCUCAUCGCCACUGCCACCAACCAGCUGGACGCCAUGAAGGACCUCAAGGAAGGCCAGCAGGAGCUGAAGGAGCUGACGGCGGCCUCGCUGGAGAAGCUGCUGCUCGGCCAUGGCGCCCUGCAGGAGCAGCAGGGCCAGCUGCGGGUGGGCCAGGAGCAGAUGGAGAGCUCCAUCACCUCCAACCUGGAGCGGCUCAACCAGGAGAGGGCGCUCAUCGCCUCGGGGCAGGAGCUGGUGGCUAGGCUCAUCCAGGGGAUCACCCAGAGGAUGGAAAAUGUCACCAAUCAGCUAAAAGGUCAGGGGUCAGACCUGCACGAUGGACACAGGGCUAUUCUGGAGGACCUGGCUGAGGUCAGGGGUCGUGCUCAGGACAUCUAUAGCAAAAUGGAAGACAACCUGUCAGGGUUCCUGAAGUACCAGAACCGCACGGCCCAGUACUACACGGAGCUGAUGGGCAAGCUGGAGCGCAUGAAUGGCACGUUGGGAUACAUGCUGCGGUAUCUGGACGGCAUGCAGGGCCGGCUGGAGGAGCGGCUGUACCUCAUCCAGAGCUACUUGGGCUGGGCGGGCAUGAGUCUGUCUGCCCUAUGGGUAUGUGCAGUGCAUGCUGGGUACUUUCUCCUAGUAGCACUGCUGCUCUGCUUUCUGCACUGCCCCUGCUUCUCCCGCGCCGCCCUGCUGGUCAGCGUGCCCCUCAACGCCGCAGCGGAGCUCAGCCAUCAGCCCUCGCUGGACAUGAUGGGACUCAGCCUUCUCCUCGUCUCGCUCUCCUUGGGUCACUGGUUCCUCCUGCAGCUGCUUAGGGGUGUGUCCAGACUCGGGGUGAAAAAGCCUGCCCUUGCCCCUCCUUUAGCUCAGUACCUAGAUGCCCGACCCAAGAGCCCCAAACGUCCACGUCUGAGCCACUCCACACCUGAGAGAUAUGCUGUUGGCAGCAGCCUGGCCCUGGAUCACGGUCCCCUGCUGGCUCGGGACAGCUUUUCCUACGAUGACCAUUGCCUGACUGGCACUGACAGGAUCUGUGAGGCCCAGUUCAUUGUACCCAACCUGGGCUCCCCAAGCCACUCUACUCCCAGGACCAAAAGACGGCCUAGUCUCCCUGCGGGGGUGCUGGAGGGUUUUGCGCAAAGGCACCUGGGGGCCGUACUGGAUGCUGUAGGCGAGUCUUCAUGCUGUUCCAGCCCCAACCAGUCACUCGGUAGCAACAGUUCUGCCUCCGGGAGACGUCUCUGCCAGGGCACCACCAAGACGGGCCACCCCUGUAAGAAGAGGGCCAUUCUCGGCCAGGACUACUGCAGGAUCCACGAGGGAGGCCACACCUCCUACGCACCCCUCACCCCCACGCCACUGACCUCAAAACCAGAGGCUCCUCCCAUAUCUUAAAUGUACUAAUGUUAUGCUUUUCAAACCCCUAGGGCAGGGCUAAGAUCAACGUUUUAACAAUUUUAUGUGGUAGUUCACUGAAUGCGCUUUGUGUACAACGUCUAAGUAGCUGUAGUAUUUAAAAUGUGUGGUUUUAUUUAAAAUAAAUGAUUUGUACAUCGUG
Molecule: messenger RNA, 2180 nt
Organism: Brienomyrus brachyistius
Lineage: Eukaryota; Metazoa; Chordata; Actinopteri; Osteoglossiformes; Mormyridae
Gene: bmb
Product: brambleberry
Exons: 13
Coding region: 122-2017 (631 amino acids)
Source: RefSeq, a predicted model, not a curated record